UGGCCAGACAACUCUGACGAACAAUCGAUAAAUCAGUCACUUCGCUCGGCUGUCAUUUCUGUGCAUUUUUCUGUGCUGCUUGGGAAGAAAUUGUGCUCCACUAACUUUUCGCACUACGCUUAAUAUGGCUGACUCCGAUUUGCAGCACAAUGAAGUAGAAAAAGGUGGACAAUAUGGUGAAUCUUGCGAAAGCUGGCCUUUAUUCAAUAGGGAGAUCCCGGAACCCUGUUCUUCAAGUGCUGAAGAAGACAGAAAUAAACCUAAGCCAUUUGCGCACAAAAGCCGUUCACGUUAUGUUUGCCCAACAGUAAAUAGUGUUUUUUUAUCUCUUGAAAAUCGAUCUGAUAUGAACGCUAAGACAUCAUCGAAUAUCGAGCGAUCAUAUAUUCCCAUAUGCGAAACAAGCUCGAACCGUGAAUCCAACUCCGGAAGUGCACCAAAUUCAAGCAAAUCUUCGUCAUCGUCAUUAAGUGUGGAAUUAAAUGGAAGUGUUCCAGAACCGAAAUCUUCCGUAAUUAACUCCAAUGAAACCAUACAUUCUGCGGGACAGGUUGGCGGCAUUCAGAGCUGUAUGACAGAAAGUGAUGGCCAGGGAAGUGUCGAUUCUGAAACAAUCUCUAGCAUCAGAAAAUCAACUUCCCUCAUAAAACUCAAAGACAAUUACAAUGCAAUCAUUGACGAAGUUAAUAAUCAACAACUCACUAACGAGGGCAACAAUUGUAACAUUGAAAAAAGGUUGUCCCAAUUGCGAUAUAGUUCAGAUGAAAAGGAAUCCAAAGACUUGUAUUCCUCUUCUGAUAGUCUCGAUUUAAAUUUCGAUAUCGGUGAUAAUGCCGAAAAUCUACAACCUGGUGGAAAAGUAAAUGCUGAUAAGGAAUUGUUCUCCAAUGGCAUUUUGCAAAAUUCGGAAGUUCUUGAUACAUUAGAACAACUCAAACCGUUUGGAAAACAUAUAGCAGUUAAGUUUCAGUCCACCAUAACAACUGAAAAUUGUGGUCUUCUUAAAAGUCCAUCGCAGUUUCUGAAGAUGCCUUAUUUCAUACCCGUGGAAUCCGAGGCAUUCGUGCCUGAAACCUUUCAGGAUCAAAUGACUGAAGAUGAUUUAAAGGACGAACAGUCGCGCAAUUAUUUCAUAAAUCGUCUAAAGGCAACUGUUAGGUGGCGCGAGAACGAAAACAAGACCAAGGAGUCCAAUGCGAAAAUUGUUCGCUGGUCCGAUGGCAGCCAGACCUUUCAUGUGGGCAACGAGGUUUUCGAUAUGAUGCAACACCCGGUGACCGUCAACCAGAACCAUUUGUAUGUUCGCCUGGACAGCUGCUACCAGCCUCAGGGUUUGAUCAAGAAUAAGUUGACUGUGCGUCCCAUGUUGGACUCCAAUUUCGGACAGAGUCAUGUCCAGGCCUUGCGUAAUCGAGCCACGAAUAAGCCGCAGUCUGGGUGCGUUAAGGUGAUAACGAACAUGGGCUCCAAUCCCGAGCACGAUCAGAAUCGGCGCAUGAAGGAGGAAUUGUACAAGCUUCGCCAGGAGGGUCGUAAAAAGAAUCGCGCGUUUAUGAAGAAUCGUCCUCCGAAACGUGACAGGCACUAUCAAGGCUCCGAUCGCAAUGUGGCCAAAAAGCCAGGGGCAUUCGAAGAGGACGACGGCGAGGGUGCAGGUGGUGAAACAAGCUCUGAAGCUGAAGAUUCGGAUGAAGAAAUGCGCGAUGGAGCUUCUCGGAGCUCUCCCAAUUCCCAAAAGGAAGGAAGUCAAUUGGAUUCCGAAGACGAACUUGCGAUCGGAGGUGCUUUCCGCAAGCCCAGGCGUUUGCUCUUUUCCGAUUCAGAUUCCGACUAAAUAUUAAAUAGCCUGUAGAUACGAAAUCUCAAUAAACAUAAGCCAGCCCGCAACAAAGCGUGGAA
This is a messenger RNA of Drosophila sechellia, 1899 nucleotides long. Its product is annotated as RNA polymerase-associated protein LEO1. The record is from RefSeq and is a predicted model, not a curated record. Lineage: Eukaryota; Metazoa; Arthropoda; Insecta; Diptera; Drosophilidae. Gene Ontology annotation, cellular component: nucleus; Cdc73/Paf1 complex. The coding region runs from base 125 to 1834 and encodes 569 amino acids. Gene Ontology annotation, molecular function: RNA polymerase II C-terminal domain phosphoserine binding. Gene Ontology annotation, biological process: positive regulation of transcription elongation by RNA polymerase II; transcription elongation by RNA polymerase II. The transcript has 3 exons.